AUGGAACCCGAUCGAAAGCUUCCCAAGCUGGUAGCCUCAACGGGCAGUACAUACAACUGCACUGUCGCGGAGUCAAGAGUCCGCGAAGGCAAGCUUUUGAAUUCAGAAUCCCAAGACCGCGAAGCCUCUAUAGGGAUCUUUGAUGAUGAUCUGGAAGUCAAUUACUUUAAAAGCGCGCAAUGGACUCCAGAUGGGACAAGUCUCCUCACCAGCAAUGCAGAUAACACGGUCAGAACCUUCAUCGUCCCGCCAGACCUCCUCGAUAACCCCGCCUGCCCGAUAUCUCUUACCCCCUACACAGUUCACACGUACCCAACCCCAAUAAACUGCCUCACGCCCUACCCGUAUUUCGCCCUCUCAGACCCAGCAACGACCCUCUACCUCUCUACACAAACCGACCUCCCUAUCCGUCUUGCCAAUGCCCUCUCUCCGUCCCCAUCACCAACUGCUACGUACCCACUCGUGUCCCCGACAACAGAAGCGUACUAUGCGCCCUCAUCCCUUCUCUGGAGCGCGGGAGGUACUUCUUUCCUAGCAGGCACAGACUGCCUAAUCGCUCUAUUCGAUGUAUCCCGCAGUGGUGAAGGGCCCAUGACACGGCUACCCACCAUUCCGUCCAAGCGACAUAAGAUGAAAGGCGGUGGGGUAGGGAUGCGCGGUAUUGUCUCUGCUCUUUCGCUGCAGCCUUCAGCCGCGGGCGAAGAUAGUAUACUAGCAGCGGGGACUUGGACAAGAUGGGUAGGCUUGUAUGACGCAGCCGGCAUGGGCGGCACGGUCGCAACGUGGAGUGUGGCUGAGGCGGCGGAUACGCAUGCGGGCAUUGGAGGCCUGGGAGUUACUCAGACGCUGUGGAGUGCUUGUGGGAGGUACUUGUAUGUGGUUGAGAGAAAGAGUAGGGGGGUUCUGGUUUAUGAUGUUAGGGGGGCUAAGAAGAUGCUUGCGUGGUUGGAGGGGAGGAUGGCGGAAACAAACCAGAGGUUGGGGGUUGAUUGUUUUGAGAGUGAAGGAGGAACUGAAGUUUGGGCUGCGGGUACGGAUGGGAUUGUGAGGGUUUGGGAGGGGGUGGGGAAGACGGAGGGUGCGGUGGGGAGAGACUGGGAAUGGAAGGCUCAUGAUGAUCCGGUGACUUCAACUGCUGUUCAUAGUUCCGGCACAGUUGUGGCGACUUGUUCCGGACAGAAGACUCUACCAUCCGUAGAUGGUAGUGAUAGUGGCAGUGACGAUGAGAGCAGCGGUUCAGACUCAGAUGAUGAUUCUGAAGAGAGCGAAAACUCAAGUUGCUCGGCGCACCCGACUUUUAAAACGCCAGAUAAUAGCAUAAAAGUAUGGAGUUUAUAA
Venustampulla echinocandica is the source of this 1338-nucleotide messenger RNA. RefSeq lists its product as uncharacterized. The transcript has 3 exons. The record is from RefSeq and is a predicted model, not a curated record. NCBI's taxonomy places the organism in Eukaryota, Fungi, Ascomycota, Leotiomycetes, Helotiales, Pleuroascaceae. Gene Ontology annotation, molecular function: protein binding. Bases 1 to 1338 code for a protein of 445 amino acids.